GAGAGAGAGGAAAAGGGAGAGAGAGAGAGAUCAACAAAAACAAAACGGACACAGAAAUCUUUUCUUCUUUUUUGACUAGCAUUUUCGAAACCAUCCCUUCUCCAGCAACGUCAAUUACGGAUGAUCAUCGUGCCAGCCAAUAAGUUUUACUGUACAACCUAUAUUGGCUGUUGAAACGUCAUGACAGAUGAAAAGACUAUUCCAAUAAUUAAUGGAAAACCAGAAGAUGCAAUGGACCCCGAAGCUUCCAACACCAAUUUAGACCGCAGUAAUGACAAAAAAGUGAACGAAAGAGGCCAUUGGAAUAACAAGGUUGAAUUUGUGCUCUCUGUGGCUGGAGAAAUCAUUGGACUGGGGAACGUGUGGAGAUUCCCUUACCUUUGCUAUAAGAACGGAGGGGGUGCUUUCCUAAUUCCAUAUGUGAUAUUCUUCAUCUGCUGUGGAAUUCCUGUGUUUUUCUUGGAGACUGCAUUGGGGCAGUUUACAAGUGAAGGAGGCAUUACAUGUUGGAGGAAAGUGUGCCCACUUUUUGAAGGUAUUGGAUAUGCCACCCAAAUCAUCUGCGCUCAUUUAAAUGUGUAUUACAUCAUUAUCUUGUCAUGGGCUAUCUUUUACCUAUUUAACUGCUUUACAACUGAUCUACCUUGGGCAACUUGUGGACAUGAAUGGAAUACAGACAACUGUGUGGAAUUCCAGAGGGCAAACUCAACUAACUGCACAUAUGCCAAUGCAACCUCUCCAGUUAUUGAGUUUUGGGAACGAAGAGUUCUGGGCAUAUCGAGUGGAAUUGAACACAUUGGGGGAUUACGAUGGGAAUUGGCUGGGUGUCUUCUCUUAGCUUGGAUCAUAUGUUAUUUUUGCAUAUGGAAGGGCCCAAAAUCUACUGGAAAGGUUGUGUAUGUGACUGCCACAUUCCCUUAUGUCAUGCUGAUGAUCUUACUGAUUCGAGGGGUUACUUUACCUGGAGCUGCAGAAGGAAUAAAGUUCUACCUGUAUCCAGAUCUCUCACGCCUCUCAGACCCACAGGUUUGGGUGGAUGCAGGAACACAGAUCUUUUUCUCCUAUGCUAUCUGUCUUGGUUGUCUGACUGCUUUGGGAAGUUAUAACAGCUAUAACAAUAACUGCUACAGGGAUUGUGUUAUGCUGUGCUGUCUAAAUAGUGGGACUAGUUUUAUUGCUGGUUUUGCCAUUUUCUCAGUCUUGGGAUUUAUGGCUUUUGAACAGAAUGUUCCCAUAGAGGCAGUAGCAGAAUCGGGACCCGACCGAUAUGAUGCUGCUCAGUGUUUCUUGUGUGUAACACUUGUUUCUCUCCUGGAUUUCUGUGAUUUGCAGUUUGUCUGUGUUGAAAGUUUAGUGACUGCAGUAAUGGAUAUGUAUCCAAAGACUUUCAGAAGAGGUUACAGACGGGAGCUCCUGAUUCUUGCACUUUCAGUAUUCUCCUACUUCAUUGGGCUCAUAAUGUUGACAGAGGGUGGGAUGUAUGUUUUCCAGUUGUUUGACUCCUAUGCUGCCAGUGGAAUGUGUCUCCUGUUUGUGGCAAUUUUUGAGUCAAUCUGUAUAGGGUGGGUUUAUGGCAGUGAUAGAUUCUACGACAAUAUUGAAGAUAUGAUUGGGUACAGGCCAUUAAAAUUGAUCAAAUUCUGCUGGAUGUUUCUAACCCCAGGCAUCUGUAUAAGCAUCUUCCUGUUUUACUUGAUAAAGUAUAAGCCCCUGAAAUAUAAUAACGUCUAUGUUUAUCCUGACUGGGGGAAUGGAAUAGGCUGGAUGAUGGCUCUUUCAUCCAUGAUUUGCAUUCCGGUGGGGCUUUUAAUUCAAAUAUUGCGAACCGAAGGAACGGUUUCAGAGAGAAUGAAAAAGCUGACCACAGCCGAUCCAGAUCUGAAGAUGCAAGGCAAGCUAGGUGGGAGCCCGUUGUCCUAUACAGUUAAUGACUGUGAUGCCAAACUCAAAGGAGAAGGAAACAUCUCAGCAAUCACGGAAACAGAAACACACUUUUAAGCAACAAAAAAAAAAGAAGAAAAGAAAUUAAAAAAAAAAAAACAUCUUUGUUGUUUUGUAAAAUAAAUAAAUAAAUAAUAUUCAAUUUAAUUAUAGAAUUGCUUGUUUUGCACAAACUCAGUUAACAAAUUCAUUUUUUAAGUAUGCAUUAUAAUUAAGAAGAUGACUUUUUAUUAAUUGUAAGAUUAACCAACUAUAAACUGUACUUGAAGUGAUUUCUUGUAAUAUUGUAACACUAGAAAAUUUUUACUGUUAGAAUGAUGCCAAUGUAUAAUGUGCUGUAAAACUUUUAUCUUUGAAACAGUUUUGGAAAAGUGUUUGUAUAGAUGUGUUUCUAAUUGUAGAUAUCUUCAGACCAUUCCAAAUAUGAAUGUAUGUCUAUGGGGUGAGAGGGAGCUUCCUGUCUACUUUGCUGUAGGCGGGUUUCUAAAAUGCUAGUUUAAUCCCAGGGUACUUUUAUUGUUCCUGAUGUUUUAACUAUCUGUUGAAAUGAAGCACUCUGUUUUCACUGUUUGCUAUUAACUCGCAGGGCGAGUUUGGAGAGUACUAUUUUUCCUAGCUAUUUUAUAAGACUGGUAACUCAGAACUCAUAACACAUGAUUAAACCGAGUUUAAUCAAAGUUGACUGAUAUAUACCUAGUUUUGGUUUCUGUUUGAUUUUUCAAGAGACAAUGAUUGUGUUUACGUACUUUAUAGCACUACUAGUCUUAGCUUGUCUACUUGAUUUUAUUCAGGGGGAGAUUUAGUUUGCUCAUCCUUGCUAAUUUGCAUCAGGAUAGCGUGGCUCAUGUUGAGGUAACAGCACCAAGCACUUAACACAGUUAUGUUUAGAUGUGUAACAAAAGCUGGCAGCUUUGAAGAGUACCCUAAGAACAUCCAUAGCUUUUCCACUGCUGCUACAGUAUGAUGAAUUUACUAGGAACUCUGUACACAUACAUAGCCCUUUGGCAUGGUCUACAUCGUCACGUAUUAUUGCUAAUGCUUGUGCUUGUACAUUUGCACAUUUAAUACCUGUUUAACAAUUUCACUUCUACUUAAGUUUUACAUUUUUUUUUUAAGUUUACUUUUAGUGUUUGUGUACUUAUUUCCGAGAUUUAAAAAAAAAAAAAAUGAAAAUCAUGUUUCUCUGAAGACUUCUGAUAUAUACGGUAGUGCUUUUGAAGUUUUAGCAGUAUAUGGAGAAGUUUGUACUGUUUUUGGUAUUCACAGGGCACAAGAUUCUAUUGUCUGCUUAAUCAUUUUUAAAAAUAAAGAAUAAAAAGUAA
Molecule: messenger RNA, 3263 nt
Organism: Polyodon spathula (Mississippi paddlefish)
Lineage: Eukaryota; Metazoa; Chordata; Actinopteri; Acipenseriformes; Polyodontidae
Product: sodium- and chloride-dependent GABA transporter 3-like
Exons: 15
Coding region: 181-1998 (605 amino acids)
Biological process (GO): sodium ion transmembrane transport
Cellular component (GO): membrane
Source: RefSeq, a predicted model, not a curated record